UCGAUCCUCCUCGCUCACCCUCUCGCUCUCCGGCAAGAAGCGAAGAGGAACAAGACGAAAUUCGCAAUUGUUCUUUGCUCUUUCUUUCGUUCUUCUUCUUCUUCUCUCUCUCUCUCUCGCACCGGAAGGAAGAGGAGACAAGGAAGAGAAGGAAGAGGAGACAGAGAAGAGGAGAGCGAGAGACGAGGAGGAGGAGGAAGAAGAAGAAGAAGAAGAGGAAGAGGGAGGAAGGAAGAGAAGAGGAGAAAAUCCUAUUAAUUUUUCCAGGGAGUGAAAAAAAGGAAGAAAGAAGGAAGAGAAGAACAAGAAGAACCAAGUGUUAUCCCCCCUAAGAAUAGAGAGAGAAAGAAAAAUAACAAUAACUAGAGGGAGAAGAAAAAAAACCCGAAGGAAAACAACAACAAAAACCCUAGAGAGUGAGAAAGGAAACAAAAAAACAAAACAAAACAGAAAAUUAGAGAAAGAGACACAGAAAGAAAGAAAAAGAAACAGACAGAAAGAAAAGGAGACACAGAAAGAAAAGAAAGAAAAAAAGAAACAGAAGGAAAGAAACCGACACAGAAAGAAAAGAAAAAAAGAAACAGAAAGAGAGAGAAAAGAAAGAAAAGAGAGAGAAAGCCACAAGCCCCCGCCCCCCCGAGUUGAAGGGACUCCUGGUGGAUUGAUGGCCAUUCGGGGUAAGUGCAGCGGCCCCCCUCCGCCUCCCCCCCCGCCGCUGCCUCUCCCCCCCCGGUGCAGCUGCCAGGCCUAGACUAACACCCCCCAACCCCCCCUUCAAAAAACAAAAAAAAAAACACACCAAAAUAAUCUCUAUUUGCCUUAAGAUAUGCCUAGAAUGAGCAGGAAGACGUCCUACUCUUACCAUGGAGUCAAUGAAGGAGAGAGUGAGGAUGGGCAGCGUUUGAGGUUCCAGAUUGAGCUGGAGUUUGUCCAGUGUCUGGCUAACCCCAACUACCUGCUCUUCCUGGCACAGCGUGGUUACUUCAAGGACCAGACCUUCAUUAACUACCUCAAGUAUCUUCAGUACUGGAAAGAGCCUGAAUAUGCAAAGUACUUGAAAUACCCUGUGUGCCUUUAUUUCUUGGACCUUUUGCAGCACGAAAACUUCAGGAAGGAGAUUGUCAACGGCCAGUGCGCCAAAUUCAUUGACGACCAGACUGUGCUCCACUGGCAACACUACACCAGGAAGCGCAUGAAACUUCUCGAAACUGGCUUCAAUCAACAGGGCUCACACACUCCAGUUUCUCAGACGACUGCCGUUUCAGGAGCACAGCCACAGGCUACUUUGCCCACCAGUCUUAUUAAUGGGCAUGGGCAGAUCCAGAAAGUGUGA
Messenger RNA from Penaeus indicus, 1333 nucleotides. RefSeq names its product mediator of RNA polymerase II transcription subunit 31-like (gene MED31). Bases 827 to 1333 code for a protein of 168 amino acids. The transcript is spliced from 4 exons. Gene Ontology annotation, biological process: regulation of transcription by RNA polymerase II. Gene Ontology annotation, molecular function: transcription coregulator activity. NCBI's taxonomy places the organism in Eukaryota, Metazoa, Arthropoda, Malacostraca, Decapoda, Penaeidae. The record is from RefSeq and is a predicted model, not a curated record. Gene Ontology annotation, cellular component: core mediator complex; mediator complex.